Lactuca virosa is the source of this 730-nucleotide messenger RNA. Lineage: Eukaryota; Viridiplantae; Streptophyta; Magnoliopsida; Asterales; Asteraceae. The record is from the annotation of a GenBank genome assembly.
AUGUUUGUGCUUCGCCUCGGGUCUAAGGUUUUUUGUUUAAAAGCUUUUGCAACGAUUCAAACAAUCAGCUAUUCAGCACGCCAUCACCCUGCUCCACCGAAACCAUCGUCCCUGCUUUAUCGGUGUCAUCGCCACCUGCUCCAACUCUGCCGUGGCAUUUGUCGACUGUCGCCGUCACAUUUAUUCACCAUCGCUAGUCUUGACUUCAAUUUGCUUCAAAUUCUCCCAACAUACACACGCAACACUCGGAUAUACGAUCCAUUGAUAUGCCCCCUAAGGAUUUCGGUUAAAUUCUCACUAGAGGAAAACGCAGUGCUCGACAUAACGACUGAUUGCACUUGGUCAAACCUCAAAGCAACUUUUCGUGCCAAAUUUUGUCGAUACUUGGUCACAAAAAUGCAAUCCACUUUUGCUUUCAUCCUAUGUGGAGUUUUCGUAAUACUCAAACUCAACAACUACAUGCCACCAAAAGUUGGUAACCGUUUCUUUUUGGAUAAAUUACAAAAAAGAAAACAAAAUGAAUCCCAUGUUUCCGGAAGAAAAUCAUCUACUCGUCUUGCUCACAAAGAGGCUUCCUUAGGAGCCAUUGCAAGCGACGCCUCAAGUACCCAAAGGUUCUACCCAAGGAUCUGUAGAUGAUUUUUCAAAUGUUUAGCCAUAUUUGAAUCAAAAAGUUUAAAAUUAUUGAUGAAAGACAAUAGAAGUUUUAUUAUUUUUCAAAUGUUUAGCC